AUGGUCAUGGAGGACCGGAAUUUCCAUCUAAUGUCGCGUGGUCGUCACACGGACGAUAUCCUGAACAUAAAUGUCGGCGGAAAGAAGUACACAGUUCGACGUACAGAUAUGCUAGCCGACCCGCGCUCAAAACUUGCGGAAUGGUUCAAACCAGGCACGGUCAAACCGAUAGCCACAGACAAGGGAGGCAACUAUUAUUUGGAUAGAGAUGCAAAGACCUUCCGACACAUUUUGGCUUAUCUUCGUUUGAAAAAGGAGAAGUUCGUGCCAUCACUUGCUUUGCCGAGUAAACCAGAUGAUUUAGCGAAAUUGGUUGGUGAAUGUGAAGCAUUGAAUUUGGCCGAACUGAAGGAUCUUGCCUUGGAUCUACUCCAAAAAUACCAACGUACCGAAGAGCAGCAUUAUGUUACUUCAUUUGUACAAGUCACACUGCGUGAUUUCGAGAGUUGGCAGUUCGAGAGGGAGCAGAAUCAAAUCGCUUUGACGAAAAAGCCAUCAAACGACGAAGAGUAUCAACCACCCUCAGCCUACGACGAAUGGGAUAAUCUCUAG
This is a messenger RNA of Cylicocyclus nassatus, 552 nucleotides long. Lineage: Eukaryota; Metazoa; Nematoda; Chromadorea; Rhabditida; Strongylidae. The record is from the annotation of a GenBank genome assembly.